Mesorhabditis spiculigera is the source of this 393-nucleotide messenger RNA. Lineage: Eukaryota; Metazoa; Nematoda; Chromadorea; Rhabditida; Rhabditidae. The record is from the annotation of a GenBank genome assembly.
AUGCAGGACCGUGGAACGUCGGCCUAUGAAUUCACCACAAAUAUUCCGCUGAUCGUCGUCAAUCAAAUCGAAGAUGCCGCUGCUGUUGAUGAUUUUGCGCUCAGCAGGGAGCUCGUUACUUCUGGCUCCCGAAAAUUCACCUGCCCGAUCGGCAAGACGCAGGCUGUCGGCAGAGUUGUUCUCGGUUCCCGCUCACUCAUUGAAACGUCGACUGUCUCGGUCGAAUACACGGUCCGAGGAUGGCUCGUCCGACUCCAGUCAGCUGACCGAGUUGCAACGGCUUGCGUUGCCUGCAUUUUCUUCUUCAAACGAUUCACAAGAAGAUGGAGCUAUGACAAAGAUUCGGAGGCUGAGUUGGAGGUUGCACAGGAAGAAGAAGAGCAGUGGGAAUGG